Messenger RNA from Brachypodium distachyon (stiff brome), 1344 nucleotides. Its product is annotated as RNA exonuclease 4. The record is from RefSeq and is a predicted model, not a curated record. The transcript has 6 exons. Lineage: Eukaryota; Viridiplantae; Streptophyta; Magnoliopsida; Poales; Poaceae. Gene Ontology annotation, molecular function: nucleic acid binding; 3'-5' exonuclease activity. Gene Ontology annotation, biological process: rRNA processing. Bases 63 to 1163 code for a protein of 366 amino acids. Gene Ontology annotation, cellular component: nucleus.
CUCGCGGUUUCAGAGUUCAGAGAGCUUGAUCGAUCGAUCUAUCCAUAGGAAUUUCAGGAGCGAUGGACAGCAGGAGGGAGACCUCGGAGACCUUGAGGAACAAGUGUGCGGCGUGCUUCAGGCAGUACAACAAGAUGGAACAUCUGGUGGAGCACAUGAAGGUGUCGUAUCACUCCGUCCACGAGCCCAGGUGCGGCGCCUGCGGGAAGCACUGCCGCUCCUUCGAGUCCCUCAGGGAGCACCUCAUCGGGCCUUUGCCCAAGGUGGAGUGCGCGCGCGUCUUCGCCGCCCGGGGCUGCGGCAUCUGCCUCAACAUCUUCGACAGCCCGGCCACCGUCAGAUAUCACCGCCCCGCCUGCCAGUACUCCCGUGCGGCUCCGGUAAUGCCUCCGUCGUUGUCGUCCAUGAACUCUAUAUAUUCAGUUUGCACGGAGGCUGAUGCUUCUUUUCCUCCCCCUCUAUUCUGUCAGAUGCCUAAGGCUGGCUCAGCACGAGGACGCGCGGUCGCCAUGGCCUGCAAGAUGGUCGGAGGAGGAAGCGACGGCUCGCUGGACCUCUGCGCUAGACUGUGCAUCAUUGGGGAAGACGAGACCGUCAUCUUCCAGACCUACGUGAAACCCACGGCGCCUGUCACCAACUACAGGUAUGAGGUGACUGGAAUAAGGCCGGAGUACCUGAGGGACGCAAUGCCACUGAAGCUUGCCCAGAGGAGGGUCCAGGACAUCCUGUGCAACGGGGAGCCGCUGUGGAAGAUCCGGCCGAGGAGCUAUGGAAGGGCAAGGGUCCUCGUUGGACAUGGCGUGGACCAGGACCUUGAGCGCCUAGGGUUGGAGUACCCAGCAUUCAUGAUCAGGGACACUGCAAAGUAUCCACCACUGAUGAAAACCAGCAAGCUGAGCAAUCCCCUAAAGUACCUUACACAAGCAUAUCUUGGGUAUGAUGUGCACACUGGCGUUCAGGAUCCGUACGAGGACUGCGUGGCAGCGAUGAGACUAUAUAUCAGGAUGAGAUCGCAAGCUCACCCGAGAGACUAUGCCUCCGGUUCAGGGGAGGUGCAGAAUAACUACCCGGCCUGGAGGCAGAGGGAGCUGGAGAGGAUGAGCCCAGAAGAACUGCUGGCACUUUCAGGAUCAGAUUACUACUGCUGGUGCCUGGACCCCUAAACUGAUGAGCUGAAGAGAACAAGGCAGGACCAAUGGUGCUGGUUUUCUCAUAUUCCAUCCAUAAUAAUAAUGAUUACGUGUGUCUAAUUAUCUUUGGACUUAUGUAUGGUGGGAUUGAGUAUCAUAUCGGUGAUCUAGAGUUGUAUGAGUCUUUAUUUAAUAGCAACCAUAUAUAGCAAGA